Jaculus jaculus (lesser Egyptian jerboa) is the source of this 1143-nucleotide messenger RNA. It is a transcript of the gene CXHXorf58, whose product is annotated as chromosome X CXorf58 homolog. Bases 1 to 1143 code for a protein of 380 amino acids. The transcript is spliced from 8 exons. Lineage: Eukaryota; Metazoa; Chordata; Mammalia; Rodentia; Dipodidae. The record is from RefSeq and is a predicted model, not a curated record.
AUGAAAAAAUCCUCAAAUUCAAAAGCUAAAGUUGCUCCACAAUCAGAUAGCCAGAACACAGGAAAAGACCAGGCAUAUUCGACACGUGCUGCAAAGUUAAAGGCAAGAAAAGUUAAUAGACAGAUUUCAGCAAUAAGAAUUCAAAGAGCUUGGUUUGCUUACGUGGACAGAACUAUAUUUCACCUCCUAAAACAAACCAUUUGUGCAGCGGAGCAAUAUGUGUCACAUGAACUACUGAAGAACAUAAGCCCCUCAGAGGCUGACCUUGUUAAAGAUCCUAGCAUGAAAUGUAAAGUAAGAUUCAGAUUUAGUGGUGUAAAAUUUCCACCUUUCAUCGUGUUUAAAAUUUUUUUGCAAAAUGAAGGCCAUGGUCACAAGUAUUUCAAUGGGAAGGAUUUAUUAAAGCCAUCAAGUGAGGCAUUGGCUGAUGCUUACAAAAUGAUGGGGAGAAGAAAAUUUUGUCAACAAAUUAAGGAAGAACAACGUUGUUUUCAGAAAUUCAAAGUGGCUGAUCUUAUGGAUGUUGUUACAAUGCGAGAUUACUUACAAUAUUGCAAACUUGUGGACGACAGCCCUGCAUCAUCUGGCGGCAAGAAUAACUGCUGGCGGAGAUUGAACCUCAAAUCCAUUCCCAGGUCAAUGAUGAUGUAUGACAUACUUGCUUAUGCAGAGUCUGGAGUAAUCUCAAGCCGUUUACAAAAAGAAAGGAAGUAUUUGUUACAGAAACCACAAACGGAAGAGAUGCUACAGCAGCAGCUACAAGUCAUUUAUGAGUAUAGGUUGCCACCCAUUACAACUGUUGCUCCUUUUUAUCAACCUCCUCAACUACAGAAAAAAAUGAAACAUCUAGGUCGUCGAUCCAAGCAAGCUCAGAAAAAAGUUGAAAAAAUGAGAAAAGUUUAUAUAAGAGCUAAAGAAGAAAUGUCCACUUGCUUAGCUGUUGAGCCAAAACCAGACAUACCACAGCCAAAACUAAAAGUGAAAUCUGUCUUCCGCACCUCAUCUUUUGAAAUUUUCGCAGUAAGGGAAGCCACAAAAGACGGCAGAUUUGAGGAAGACGAAGAAGAAGAGGAAUAUAAUAGUGAUGAUGAAUUAUUUGCCUGGUGUGAAGACCUGUGUUUUGAGCAGCUUUCAUUAUUUUGA